AUGAUCAUGAGCUCGUAUUUGAUGGAGUCUAACUACAUUGAUCCGAAAUUUCCUCCAUGCGAGGAAUAUUCGCAAAAUAGCUACAUCCCUGAGCAUAGUCCAGAAUAUUACAGCCGCGCAAGGGACCCUGGCUACCAGCAUCACCAUCAGGAGUUAUAUCCUCCGCGGGCGAGCUACCAAGAGCGCCAGUAUAACUGUGCAAGCAUCCCUGAACCUGACACGCCAAGGGGACAUGGACUACCCCAUUCUGCGCACCUGCUGGCAGGGAAAGGGCAACCUGCUUCAUGUGAAACCCCACAAUUAUCCAUGUCCCCCGCCACCCCACCGGCCGCAACCUCCGCCUGCAACCAAGCUACCCCGGAGCAUCCAAACAGCACAGCCUCCUCCAAGCAGCCCGUGGUGUACCCAUGGAUGAAGAAAAUUCACGUCAGCACUGUGAACUCGAGUUACAAUGGGACGGAGCCCAAGCGGUCUAGGACAGCAUACACCCGGCAGCAGGUCUUAGAAUUGGAGAAGGAAUUCCACUAUAACCGAUAUUUAACUCGGCGGAGGCGCAUCGAGAUCGCCCAUACCCUGGUUCUCUCCGAGCGACAGAUUAAAAUCUGGUUUCAAAACCGCAGGAUGAAAUGGAAAAAAGAUCACAGGCUCCCGAACACCAAAGUGAGAUCAUCUUCCUCCUCCUCCGGGUCCAACACAAGCUCAGCAGCCGGCGCUGUUGCCGCUGCUUCGGCCACUAAUACUGGGGCCCCCGAUGAACUCACCGGAGCACAGCAUGGCGAGGAUAUUACCAGGUUAUAAACCACAUCAAGAUCGGGGAUAGAAAAAGAACUGGUUAUUUAUAGAACAAUUAUAUAUUUUGUUUUCGUAGCUAUCUUGUGCGGUUUCCUUUAAGUCCAAAGUUAUAUAAAAUGCAUGUUAUAUAGCAUGGAUUACUGCGAAUACCGAUGAAUUAUUUUUACGUG
This is a messenger RNA of Myripristis murdjan (pinecone soldierfish), 962 nucleotides long. RefSeq names its product homeobox C4a (gene hoxc4a). Gene Ontology annotation, molecular function: RNA polymerase II cis-regulatory region sequence-specific DNA binding; DNA-binding transcription factor activity, RNA polymerase II-specific. The coding region runs from base 1 to 798 and encodes 265 amino acids. The record is from RefSeq and is a predicted model, not a curated record. NCBI's taxonomy places the organism in Eukaryota, Metazoa, Chordata, Actinopteri, Holocentriformes, Holocentridae. Gene Ontology annotation, cellular component: nucleus; nucleoplasm. Gene Ontology annotation, biological process: anterior/posterior pattern specification; positive regulation of transcription by RNA polymerase II; embryonic skeletal system morphogenesis. The transcript is spliced from 2 exons.